Myotis davidii is the source of this 1307-nucleotide messenger RNA. RefSeq names its product tryptophanyl tRNA synthetase 2, mitochondrial (gene WARS2). The transcript is spliced from 6 exons. The record is from RefSeq and is a predicted model, not a curated record. The coding region runs from base 16 to 1098 and encodes 360 amino acids. NCBI's taxonomy places the organism in Eukaryota, Metazoa, Chordata, Mammalia, Chiroptera, Vespertilionidae. Gene Ontology annotation, cellular component: mitochondrial matrix; mitochondrion. Gene Ontology annotation, molecular function: ATP binding; tryptophan-tRNA ligase activity. Gene Ontology annotation, biological process: mitochondrial tryptophanyl-tRNA aminoacylation.
UCCGCCCUCCUCAACAUGGCGCUGCGCUCAAUGCGGAAGACGCGUGGGUGCUGGGGCUUCAUCCGGGCACUUCAUAAAGCACCCGAAGCUGCUCCUGCUCCCCAGAAAGAUGCUGUGAGGCGAGUAUUCUCUGGCAUUCAGCCCACAGGAACCCCCCACCUGGGCAAUUACCUGGGGGCCAUUGAGAGCUGGGUGAGCUUGCAGAACGAGCCCGGCUCCGUGCUGUACAGCAUCGUUGACCUGCACUCCAUCACUGUCCCCCAAGACCCAGCGGUCCUGCGCCAGAGCAUCUUGGACAUGACUGCGGCUCUCCUGGCCUGUGGCAUAAACCCAGAGAAGAGCAUCCUUUUCCAGCAAUCUCAGGUGGCUGAACACACACAAUUAAGUUGGAUCCUUACCUGCAUGGUCAGACUACCCCGAUUACAGCAUUUACACCAGUGGAAGGCAAAGAGUGCCAAGCAGAAGCACGAUGGAACCGUGGGCCUGCUCACGUACCCGGUGCUCCAGGCAGCCGAUGUCCUGCUAUACAAGUCCACACACGUUCCUGUCGGGGAGGAUCAAGUCCAGCACAUGGAGCUAGUUCAGGACCUAGUGCGAGGAUUUAACAAGAAGUAUGGGGAGUUCUUCCCGGUGCCCAAGUCCAUUCUAACAUCGAUGAAGAAAGUAAAAUCUCUCCGUGAUCCUUCUGCCAAAAUGUCGAAAUCAGACCCGGACAGACUGGCCACCGUCAGAAUAACAGACAGCCCAGAGGAGAUAGUGCAGAAGUUCCGCAAGGCGGUGACGGACUUCACCUCGGAGGUCACCUAUGACCCGGCCCACCGCGAGGGUGUCUCCAACCUGGUGGCCAUCCACUCCGCCGUGACAGGGCUCCCCGUGGAGGAAGUGAUCCGCCAGAGCGCCGGCCUCGACACUGCUCACUACAAGCUGCUGGUGGCAGAUGCUGUGAUUGAGAAAUUCGCUCCAAUUAAGAGUGAAAUUGAAAAACUGAAGAUGGACAAGGACCACUUAGAGAAGGUUUUACAAAUGGGGUCAGCAAGAGCCAAGGAAUUAGCAUAUCCUGUGUGCCAGGAGGUGAAGAAGCUGGUGGGGUUUCUAUAGGAAGUUUCAACUGAUCACAGAAAGGCUCUUCCGUUUUGUGGUCUGUGCACUCCAAGAAAGGCAGCUUUCCUCCUGGACAAGCAGAAAAUUGUAGUUUGGGGGCUAUUUAAUUUGGUGUACUUGGUAUUGGCUUCAUUUGAUGAAGAAUGUUUUGUGGCCUGCAAAUAGAGCAGGAUUCUAAAUCCCAUCAGCAAAAUGCUGUGGCCAGG